AUGAACAACCUCAUGGAGGACCACCCGUGUGGGCUCUUCUGCUACUUCCACCCGAGGGAGGCGGUGAUCGGCGUCUGCGCCGCCUGCUUGAAGGAGAAGCUCAUCGUUCUGGCCUCCAAGCAGGGCCGGCUGUCGCCGGCGGGUAAGGGCCAGGGGGCCUUCAGCCGAAUCCCCAGCUUGAAGCCUUCUGUCGCCAUGCCGAAGGUCUUCGCCUUGGGUUCCUCCCUCCUCCACCGCCUCGAGUCCCGGCACCAAAAGCCCGGCGAGGACUCCGACGGCGAUUCCAUCGCCAGCGCCGACGGUAACGUCUGCUAGCAGAACCAAGGGGCGGAGAAAUACACUCAUUUUUUCUCCAUUCAUUCCCAUUCUCCGUCUAGGCGAUUGGAGGGUUCCUCCGGUGGAGAAAUCAUCGAGAGAUGAUAUAGGCUAUUCUGGGUUUGGUGAAUUCAGGACGCGUUCGGGUGAUAUAUUAUGGGAUUAUCGAUCUGUUUAGGAUGAUGUUCAUCGCUGGUUUAUAUUCCACUGGGGAUAGAAUAUGAUAGAUCCGCCGGAUGGUCGGAAGAGAGGGUGUAACAUUUGUGGGACUCUCCAUGCAGACUCGUUCAUAUCCAUCAAGUUCGAAGACAACGGGCAGGUCUCCUGGGACAAGAUGGCGGCGGCCGGCGAGCGAUGGGGUGGACAGGCCGUGCCGGCGGGGGGAGCCGACGUAUCACGGGGCGCCGUCCGGUGGAGGAAGCGGGUGCGGCGGCUGCUUCAUCUCGUGCGGUGGAAGCGGCCGGCCAAGGCGGGCGGCGGCGCGUGCCACCGCGCAGGCCGGGCCGGCAGAGUGGGCAGCGUUGAGAGGAUGGGCUGGAUACGGAGCCUGACGAGGAGGACUACGACAGAAUAA
Molecule: messenger RNA, 889 nt
Organism: Spirodela intermedia
Lineage: Eukaryota; Viridiplantae; Streptophyta; Magnoliopsida; Alismatales; Araceae
Source: the annotation of a GenBank genome assembly